ACGUCCUCUUGCUUUGGCUUUUUGCCUUUAGAAGAACAAAGCAAAAGUGAAAGCUAAAGAACACUACUGUUGCUAAUGCUGUGCUAAAUGAUCAUCUCCAGCACUGAGUGACAAAGAUUUGGCAAAGAUGAAGGAACAAAAUCGAACCCACGGUGUCGAUCGAUCAAACAAAGCAAAGCCUUGAAAAAAAUGGAGAGAGAAAGCGAAAAAAGAACAAAAAAAAAAAAACAAACUCGUAAAGUUACUGCUACGCCAGAACUGGUUGACCACUUGUUAACACGUCGAAGUUUCUAAAGUCAAAUACGCAGGGACUUUUCCCUCUUCGUGGAAGAGAGAGAGAAUAAACAAUCUUUCUUCUCGCUAAUGUUAGCUAUGUCCGAUCAACGAAAGAAUUUCCCUCUCUUUCGUAACUCGCGGCCGGGGGAUCGCAGCCGUCGAUCCGCGAGCGUUUAAAAGGGGGCCGGGGAAUGUAAAUGGGAAAAAUGGGACGGUUUAAGAUUAAAGAGGGGCCGCAAACACGCAAGAGACUGGGCGCCUCGCGUCUCUCCGCCGUGUGCUCUUCGCGAAUCGCGCGCGAGAGAGGUAUGUUUGAUCUUCUCCUCCCCCGCCUCCUCCACGAUCCGCGCGGCGCUGCUGCUCCCGGGCGAUGAUCUCUCGCGCCGCGGCCGGGCUUUCCUCGUAGGUCAGGAUGGUGCUGCUCCAGCCGCCGCGCGCGAUCUCGGUAGACUAGGCAAUGGCGGUCACACGCGGCUCGUGAUUCCGAGUGAAAUUUCGGGGAGGAUUGGAUUGCUUUGACCGGGAUCGGCAGGAACAGGUCUAGGAGGUGUCACGCCAGUUUGGAUUGCCGGGAGCCCUAAACCUCGCGCUGGUUCUCUGGGAAAGAACGCAAGAGAGGUCUCUAGCGACGAAAAAGAAGGCAUCUGGAGAGCUCAUGUGUGGAGGACUUGGUAAAUUUCUUCUCUAGCGAGCAACAAAGGAAGAAGGUCGUCAAUGAGAAACGUGGUCGAGAUAGCGAUGCAAGUGUUGCUACCAUCCUGGGGAGAAAUCAACGUUUCCUUUGCGGCGGCGGUGCUGGUGAUCUUCAUUUUUGGUGUUGUGCGGCAUGUCGAACGUCUGCGAGAAGCUGCCGGGGGAUUUUUUCUCUCCGCCGCGGAGGACUUUGGUGUGGAGGGAAUUCGCGAGAGGGAGCUGGAGAGAACGAAAGAGAACUCUUCGAAAGUGGACGCGGGAAGCCAGCCUAUGUACUUCGUUAAGCUGGAACUUCUAGCGGCGAAGAAUAUAGCAGCUGCGAAUCUAAAUGGAACGUCUGAUCCUUACGCGGUACUCACCUAUGGUUCUCAAAAGCGUUUCAGCUCUUUGGUUCCUGGUUCAAGAAAUCCCAUGUGGGGAGAAGAAUUUGACUUUUAUAUUGAUGACCUCCCAGCUCAAAUCAUAAUAGCGAUUUACGACUGGGAUAUAAUCUGGAAAAGCACAGAACUUGGCUCGACAACCAUCGAGAUCAAAGAGGAGGGACAAACAGAAGCUAUUUGGCAUUCUUUGAUUGGCACCUCUGGACAGGUUUGCGUUCAAACAUGUACUCGCCGUGUGCCAACAGCAGGGACUGUUGCUGGAACCAAUCGACGACGAUUUCUAGAAUCGCCGACUGGCACAGAAGUUCGUCAAAAGCCGGGGCCGCUGCAGACAAUCUUUGACCUGCCUCCUGAUGAAAUGGUUGAGCACAAGUUUUCAUGCGCGCUGGAGAGAUCAUUUUUGUACCAUGGGCGUAUGUACGUGUCUGCUUGGCACAUAUGCUUUCAUUCGAAUGUCUUUGCUAAACAACUAAAGGUCGUGUUGCCUUACGAUAUCGUAGAAGAGAUCAAGAAAAGUCAGCACGCCUUCAUCAACCCCGCGAUCACCAUCAUUUUGAGGGCUGGUACAGGUGGUCAGGGUGUUCCUCCUCUUGCUAGUCCAGAUGGUAGAGCAAAGUAUAAAUUUGCAUCCUUUUGGAACCGGAAUCAUGCACACAGGGUUCUCCAACGCGCUGUGAAAAACUAUCAAGGAAAUGAGGAAGCCGCGAAGCAGGAUAAGUUCAUGCGAGUUCACAGCACAAGGUACCAGGAACAGCAGGUCGUACCAUUUGUGUCUAGUGUGGAUGAGACUACUCCGAUUGAAGAAACAAAAGUGGUGCAACCUUUUAUCAAAGACGACGUUCUAGUUGACAUUGUAGAGGAUAUGCUGCCUUGCUCUGCCGAGCAAUUUUUUGCUUCCGUACUAAGCGACAAGUCGGACUUUACGACGCGCUAUCGAGCAGAGCGCGAAGACACUGAAUUGCAGAUCGAACCAUGGCGCAAUCCGGAGGAGUACAGCGGUAUUCUGCGGAAAGUUACGUAUCGAGCAAAGUGUAACAGCCCAAUGUGUCCUCCAGACACCGCAAUGACUGACACACAGCACAUCUUCUUUUCGGGCGAGAAGAAACUACUGCAUUGGGAAAGCAUUCAACAGGCGCAUGACGUUCCAUUCGGUUCCUCGUUCGAGAUCCACGCAAGAUGGACAGUGGAAACGCUCUCGGAAUCAAAGUGCAAGCUGAGCGUCAAAGUUGGAACUAACUUCAAGAAGCGACUGUUCAUGGCGUCGAAGAUUCGAAGUGGUGCUGAAUCUGAGUACAAAACUGAUGCAAUGAAGUUCAUCGAGAUCAUCAAGAAGGGUCUCAAGGAGACCGGUUCUACCGCCAACGAUGAAUCGAGUGUUUCUACUCCGGCCUUGGAGAUUCCCCUCGUCGGCACAGCAAAGACUUCGUGACAGCAAAGAAAGAACAAACAAUUCCUGACAGUUUUGGUAGAGAGAAAAUGACGUAUGGAGAGGAUGAUUUGAUUGACAGCCGUGGAUCUGGUGAUCCGGAAUGUCAUGCCGAUGCAGAGAUCUUGGCCGCACGUUGACAGCGGUGGAAUCCGGACGUGUAAUGAGAAUCCAAUCGACGUGAAAUAUCAUAAAAAGCUCUAGUCGCGA
This is a messenger RNA of Selaginella moellendorffii, 2985 nucleotides long. RefSeq names its product BAG-associated GRAM protein 1. The record is from RefSeq and is a predicted model, not a curated record. Bases 991 to 2778 code for a protein of 595 amino acids. The transcript has 19 exons. Lineage: Eukaryota; Viridiplantae; Streptophyta; Lycopodiopsida; Selaginellales; Selaginellaceae.